Molecule: messenger RNA, 528 nt
Organism: Seminavis robusta
Lineage: Eukaryota; Bacillariophyta; Bacillariophyceae; Naviculales; Naviculaceae
Source: the annotation of a GenBank genome assembly
AUGAAGAUCACCAUGCCAUCCAAGAAGCCAGCAUUUUGCCCAAAGAAGGGCUUCUCCUGCAAAGAUCUCCACAUUGCAAUUGUGGACAUCCCAAACAAGACUCCGGUUCUUUCUGCCUUCGCUUACAAGCUGAAGCCUCUCGAGAUGGACUCCCAGAUGCAUCUCCAAGAUGCCGUGGAGGCGGCAGUCAAGGAAUAUGCCAAUCACCGUGAUGUAACGAUGCUUGUCACUCUUCCGGGAUGGGCCUACUGGCCCAAGGAACAGUUUGUGGAUUUCGUUGGGUAUUGCCAGUUCCAUGGAGACGUCAAGCGUCUCUGCUGUGCCACCUCUGACUGCAUUGUCCUCAUGACGCAGACUGACUACACUGUCACCAUUCGUAUCUUCGGAAACAACAAGCUCUUGGAAGCAACAACCGAAUCGAAGGACGAGAGUUUCGACUCUUUUGAAGAGGAAGAAGGCCUCACCCAAGACAUUUUGCCCGCCAUGAAGAUGUCCCCCAUGCGUACUCGUAAGCAGCGUUACAACUGA